AUCCCUGCUUGUGCGCGCCCAUGCGUUUCGCUCGAGCCCUACCCGGCACCCACCAUGCGCCAUGCCAUGCCUAGGUUAGUGCCAUUUGCAAAAGAAAAAGAAAAAAAAAGAGAGGACUGCUGCGAAUACGUAGAUAUGUAUGUACUAACAACACUAACUAUUUGAUACCACGCAGGCUAUGGUGAAAAACUAGGAAGCGAUUACAAGCUGAAAAAAAUACCGAGAAAACCAUGGGUAGAAACACAGGAAAAACUCGUGACCUCGUCAAUGAUGCCUAAAGAUACCAAGAAAGCAAAUCCCUUCUCCCUUCUCCUCAACUACCGUUCCGUAGGGCUUAGUACAUCGUCAUGCGCCGCUGCCGCCGUCUCGGCGCUCGCGUCAAAGCCUUCCGGAGCAGCUGUGGGUUUGUCGCCUUUAAAAUCAGGCUCUGCGAAUGCGGGCUUACCCUCACUCGUCUCCGCGCUUGGCGCCUCUGUGGCCGCGCUUUGCUCUGUUUCAACGCCCUGCUGGACCCCUGCGCCUGCAGCGCUGCUGGGUUCAGCGGCCGUGCCCUCAGCCUGUGGGGUGUUUCUCGGUAAGCGGAGCGGGCUCGAUUCGCCGCUCGGGGGCAGGUUGUGGUGCACGGCCUCGUGGCUGCGACGCCGCUCGCGAGGAUACGAAUGCUCUGGUAACUUGCGGGUUGGCGUGGGUUUGGCCGCUUCUGCCGAGGCUUUCUUGAGAUGCUCAAUCUCCAGGAGCGAACUGCGGCGCAGCUCGUCGAGUUUUUCCGCAGGAUCCUUGAAAGAAAAAGAAAAAAAAUGUUAGCUAUGCGUCUUGCUUUACAUUGCUAGGUAAUUCACACGGACGAUCGAACUCGGGUG
This is a messenger RNA of Aplosporella prunicola CBS 121167, 860 nucleotides long. RefSeq lists its product as uncharacterized. The coding region runs from base 268 to 804 and encodes 178 amino acids. Lineage: Eukaryota; Fungi; Ascomycota; Dothideomycetes; Botryosphaeriales; Aplosporellaceae. The transcript has a single exon. The record is from RefSeq and is a predicted model, not a curated record.